Messenger RNA from Trichomycterus rosablanca, 933 nucleotides. It is a transcript of the gene gpr31, whose product is annotated as G protein-coupled receptor 31. The coding region runs from base 1 to 933 and encodes 310 amino acids. Gene Ontology annotation, molecular function: G protein-coupled receptor activity. The record is from RefSeq and is a predicted model, not a curated record. The transcript has a single exon. Gene Ontology annotation, cellular component: membrane. Gene Ontology annotation, biological process: G protein-coupled receptor signaling pathway. NCBI's taxonomy places the organism in Eukaryota, Metazoa, Chordata, Actinopteri, Siluriformes, Trichomycteridae.
AUGGAAGAGCACGCCGGCGACAACUGUACGGCUCGGAAUAAGGAACUGUACAAGUUUUAUUCUUCGGUGAUGAUUAUCGAGUUCAUCCUGGCUCUUCCUCUCAAUCUCUCGGUGAUCUACCUCUUCAUAUUUAAGCUGAAGUUCUGGAAAUCAAAAAGCAACAAUAUUUUCCUGUUCAACAUGGUCCUGGCAGACAUACUGCUGCUGGUCUGCCUCCCUCUGCGGGCGUUCAAAUUCCUGCAGGGCGAGAGACGCAACGAGAACACGGCGUGCAGAGCCGUCGUGUUCAUGCUCUUCCUGAACCGAGGCGCCAGCAUCGCCUUCCUGACCGUCAUCUCCAUCGAUCGCUACUACAGCGUGGUUCAUUCGGGCCUGAAGAACGCGCUCAAGAUCCGCAAACGCUCGGUCCUCAUUUCCGUCCUGAUCUGGGCGUGUCUGCUCCCCCUGACUAUCCCGACCAUGCUGAAGAGCCUGGACUGCUGCAGCAACGACGACGACGGGGCGCCGGAGGAAAACUACGACACCGUUAUCGUCUUCAGGGAGCUGGUGUUCUUCUCUCAGGUUCUGGUUCCGUUCGCCGUCCUGGUCUACUGCACCGUACGCAUCAUCAGGAGACUGAACAUGAAGUCGGUAGGAGACAGGACCAAGCUGCGCCGGGCGGUGUUCCUGGUCACCGUGGUCAUUUUGGUGUUUUCUGUCUGUUUCUUACCCUCCGCCAUAUCCAGGCUGGUGCUGCUCAUUACGAAGGCCAAGCAGCUGCCCAGGGCAGAGGAGAUCACCGUGCAAGUGUACGACGGCCUGAUGUGUCUCUCGUACCUGGAUUGUUUGCUGGACCCGUUCGUGUACUGUCUGAGCAGCACCAAGUUUAAAAACUUGUAUUUAUGGACUUUCUUCCCGUUGCUGAUGAAGGGACGACACGUGGAACACCACUGA